AUGUUCUUGCGUUGUCCUACCUCCACUGCAGGCUCGAUAUCGGUGAACAGCCGCCACUUCCCGUUCGUGGCCAACGGUGAGAGUGAGAUCCUGGACCUGGACAGCGACAUGUACCUGGGGGGUCUCCCAGAAAACAAGCUGGACCUGGUGCUGCCCCCCGAGCUGUGGACGGCCUUCCUGCGGUACGGCUACGUGGGUUGUGUGCGCGACCUCUUCAUCGACGGGCGAAGCCGGGACAUCCGGCGCCUGGCUGAGCUCCAGAACACCGGGGGGGUCAGCGGCUUCUGUAGCCGGGAAACCCUGAAGCAGUGCAGCACCAGUCCGUGUCGGAACGGGGGACAGUGCCGUGAGGGCUGGAACCGCUACAUUUGUGACUGCACUGGCACCGGCUACUUCGGCAGGAACUGUGAGACGGAGGGGACCGUCCUCAGCUACGAUGGCAGCAUGUACAUGAAGGUAAUCAUGCCAACGGUGAUGCACACAGAAGCUGAAGACAUCUCCCUGCGGUUCAUGUCACAGAGAGCCUACGGCCUGCUCAUGGCCACCACCUCCAAAGUCUCUGCGGACACCCUCAGGCUUGAGUUGGACGGGGGACGGGUGAAGCUGACCGUCAACUUAG
Chiloscyllium plagiosum (whitespotted bambooshark) is the source of this 619-nucleotide messenger RNA. NCBI's taxonomy places the organism in Eukaryota, Metazoa, Chordata, Chondrichthyes, Orectolobiformes, Hemiscylliidae. The record is from RefSeq and is a predicted model, not a curated record.